Pseudophryne corroboree (corroboree frog) is the source of this 930-nucleotide messenger RNA. RefSeq names its product claudin-22-like. The record is from RefSeq and is a predicted model, not a curated record. Gene Ontology annotation, molecular function: structural molecule activity. Bases 136 to 711 code for a protein of 191 amino acids. Gene Ontology annotation, biological process: bicellular tight junction assembly; cell adhesion. NCBI's taxonomy places the organism in Eukaryota, Metazoa, Chordata, Amphibia, Anura, Myobatrachidae. The transcript has a single exon. Gene Ontology annotation, cellular component: bicellular tight junction; plasma membrane.
CUAAAAAGCAUUGAUUUAUUCAAAGCUGCCUACCGACUGGUAUUUCAAAGCUAGCUCCCUGCAAGGAAGCAGUCUUUUGCUUAAAGCUCCUUCUUCCAAAUAUAGACGGGCAAUCAAGAGUGACCAGGAGGUAAAAUGGAGGCAGUGCUCUGCUUUGCUGAACUUGCAGGCCUGUUCCUCUCGCUCAUUGGUUAUGUGUGCUGCUUGGUGGCCUUAUUCAUUCCUCGUUGGUUGACUUUUUCAUCAGGCCUACUGGUCAAUGAAAACUACCUGCUUGGUUUGUGGGAAACAUGUGUUGUUCAAGAUCUGGGUUUAACUGUAUGUCAAGAAUACCAGAUUCCUCUCCGUCUUCCGCUUCAAGUCCGAAUGGGUCGUGUCCUUGUUUGCCUGUCAGUAUUUAUUGGGGCCUUGGGAUUUACAGCCUCCGUACCAGCACUGACUUGUGUGAAAUGUCUUGACAACACAGAUAGACAUGUCAGAAAGAUGCUAGCUGUCCUUGGAGGAGUCCUGUUUGCAGCGGCGGGCGCACUGACUUUCUUCUCUGUAUCCUACUUUGCUUAUGAUACAUUGUUAAAAUUUUGGGAUCACAAUAUCCCUAAAGGUGUUCCCCGUGGGGAAUUUGGCGAUGCAAUGUAUACUGGCUGGGUGGGUGGAUUUUUUCUGCUAGCGGGUGGAAGUGUGUUUAUCCUCUCACAAUUCCAUUCCACUUAGGAGUCUGAAUUAAAAUGAGCAUAGGAAACCAAUUACUAUUCUUGGAUUUACUAGUUAUACCAUGAAAUUUAGGAUAAAAGUAUUACAUUCUGCUUUAUGAUGCCAGAUUGGUUUUGUUUUCAGCAAAUUAUAGGAUGUCAAUAAUUGCAGCUUUGUCUAUGUUAUCUGUAGAGGCAUAUAAUACGCUAUAUAAUAAGUCAUAAAUUAUGCAAUAUUUAU